AUGUUAAAAAGCUUUAAUAAGUAUAUAAAUUAAUAUACUAAUUUUUAUCGGCAUCGUAACAGCCGCGAUGUAAUAAUGUAUUGCAACACGAAAUGAUAUUUAUAUAAAAUAAUAGUCAGAAUUGUAUAUACUAAUAAAAACAAAAAAGUAAACCAAGCUAUUUAUUUAUAUAUCAUAUGCGGAUGGAUCGGAUCACAUUGGAAUGAAAUCUUGAUUGCUCAUGGAGAUCACUUUCUUUUCCCUUCUCUCAACCGUUUUCUUCUUCUCCGGUUUCGCCAUUUUGCUGGUCCGGUCGCAAUUCCGGCACCGGAAUAUUCCCCCGGGGCCGAGAAAGCUCCCGAUCAUCGGCAGCAUGCACCUACUCUUCAGGAGGUUUGAUCAGCCACUCCACCGUACUCUGGCCGAUAUGGCUUCGACGUAUGGGCCGUUGAUGCACCUACAGAUCGGAGAGGUGCCGAUAAUCGUGGCGUCGUCUGCUGAAGCUGCGAAAGAGCUGCUGAAGAAGAAUGGCGUCAACUUUGCAAACAGGCCGUUCUUUCUCGGGAUGAAUAUCUUAAGUUACAACAGCACGGACAUCGCAAACGCGCCGUACGGCGUGUACUGGCGACACCUCCGGAAGAUCUGCUCGAUGGAGCUGUUGUCCGCGCGCCGCGUCGAGUCAUUCGAGCCGUUGAGGAAGAAGGAGUUCGCGGAAAUGUGUCGAUGGAUAGCUUCGCGGCAGGGGAAAUCGAUCAACUUGAGCCGGAGGAUCGGCAUGGCUAUCGGCUACUCUAUCGCCGAGGCUUGCAUCGGGAGCAAGACCCGGAAGCUCGAUCUCCUGAUGUCGACAAUAAAAGAAAUGAUCGCGAUUUCCGCCGGAUUUUCCAUCGCCAACGUCUACCCUUCCGUCAAACUGCUCCGCUGGUUCGGUAGAUUUCUUAAACCCGAUACCGAGAAAGUGCACAAGAAGUUGGACAAGAUAUUCGACGAGAUCAUCGACGAGCACAGGUCGACGGAGAGCCGCAGAGGCGAACGGAGGGAGGAUUUGGUCGAUGUUCUCUUGAAGCACAACGAUCCCGGAAAUGACAACUUUCUCACCAUUGACAACGUUAAAGCCGUGAUCACAGAUAUGUUUUCAGGCGGGAUCGAGACAUCCAUGUCGGCGGUGGAUUGGUCGAUGGCGGAAAUGAUGCGACACCCGAAAGUCCUCAAAGAAGCGCAAGACGAGGUGCGCCGUGUUUUCAAGGACGAGGAUGGCAUCGACGAGGCCGGCUUCGAUCAGCUUGACUACCUGAAAAUGGUCAUCAAGGAGGCUCUAAGGAUGCAUCCGCCGCUGCCAUUGAUGCUCCCCCGAGCAAACUCCGAGGCGUGCGAGAUUAACGGCUACGAGGUACCUGCGAACGGAUGGGGGAUAGUGAAUGCAUGGGCCAUCGGGAGAGAUCCUAAAAUUUGGGAAGAUCCCGACACUUUUAAGCCGGAGAGGUUUCGCGACAAUGCCGUGGAUUACAUGGGGCUUCAUUUUGAGUACAUCCCAUUCGGCGCCGGCCGGAGGAUCUGCCCUGGAAUAUCGAUGAGCUUAGCGCUUGUCAUGUGCUCGCUGGCUACGCUUUUGUAUCACUUCGAUUUUGCGUUGUCUGAGGCUGUGGACAUGACGGAGUCCUCCGGCGCCACCUCAGCAAGGAAGUAUCCGCUGCACGUUAUUCCGAUCGUCGUAAAUCCUUUGCCGGAGGCGGCAGCGGGAGCAACGUCGUAGUCAGACGCAUAUGUACUUGUUUGAGAUAUUUUAGUUAUUCAAUUGAAUUUGAUUUUAUCUUAGUCUUCCGACUAGAAUGUUUAUAUUUGAAUCUAUUUAAUGUGCUAAAUAAUUUGUUAUUCAAAAUUCAUGAACAAAAAAAGUU
This is a messenger RNA of Andrographis paniculata, 1877 nucleotides long. Its product is annotated as salviol synthase-like. The transcript is spliced from 2 exons. The record is from RefSeq and is a predicted model, not a curated record. Gene Ontology annotation, molecular function: iron ion binding; heme binding; monooxygenase activity. Bases 221 to 1732 code for a protein of 503 amino acids. NCBI's taxonomy places the organism in Eukaryota, Viridiplantae, Streptophyta, Magnoliopsida, Lamiales, Acanthaceae.